Suillus fuscotomentosus is the source of this 2682-nucleotide messenger RNA. RefSeq lists its product as uncharacterized. Gene Ontology annotation, cellular component: mitotic spindle pole; perinuclear region of cytoplasm; microtubule plus-end. The transcript is spliced from 13 exons. The coding region runs from base 1 to 2682 and encodes 893 amino acids. Lineage: Eukaryota; Fungi; Basidiomycota; Agaricomycetes; Boletales; Suillaceae. The record is from RefSeq and is a predicted model, not a curated record. Gene Ontology annotation, biological process: microtubule bundle formation; positive regulation of DNA-templated transcription; negative regulation of centriole replication. Gene Ontology annotation, molecular function: transcription cis-regulatory region binding; calmodulin binding; protein kinase binding.
AUGUCUUCCGUUCCAAACGGUGCAGACAUCUCUGCUGGUACUCACCCGGAUCUGUCGCUCGGUUCAUUCGUAUCAGGUCCCAGUACACCCGGCAGACCACUCCGUGUCCCGUCAAUUUCAUCACCUGCUCCUAGCAACGGUGAUGGCCCAGACACACCCCUUCCACGCGCACGACGUCCAAGACAAAGCGCACCAGGAGGAAAAGGCGCUGCUUUAUCUUUAAGAGACCAAGAAAAGCACAUCGACUCUCUCAAAAAAGAAAACUUUAACAUCAAACUACGCGUUCAUUUCCUCGAAGAGCGUCUUGCGCAGCUUGCACCCGACCAGAUAGAUGCUGCUCUCAAACAGAACAUUAACCUCAAGAUCGAGGUCCAGCAACGCGGUCUUGAGAUCAAGAAACUCAAGAAACUCGUCUUGGAGCUUGACGUGAUGUUGGAGCGUCUUCAGCGUGGCUCGACGCGCGACCAUGAUCUGGAAUCGCGGCUGCACGAGCGCGAACGCGACUUGGAGACACAGCUACAUGAGCGGGAACGCGAUCUUGAGAUGCAGCUUCAAGAGCGCGAGCAUGAGAUCAGGGAGUUGAGGAAGACCCAGGUCAUCAUUGAGCGCAGUGGGGACGACUCCAUAGAUCCCAGUUAUGCACGGAAAGUCGAGGAUCUGCGUGCUGAGAAUGAAGAACUUCGUCAUGAGCUCGAGCAGCGCGAUCAACUUCUCAUUGCACGCGAGGAGGAGAACGAGGCACUUGCUGACCAUGCUGAUCGGUUACAACUGGAGGUCGAGGAUUUGCAGCGACGGAGAGAAGCGGAAAGCAUUGAAAGGAGCGAGAGUCGGGCUCAAAUAAUUGAGGAGAGAGAGGAACGUGAGGCUCUACAACAGGAGGACGAAUUGGAGCUCAAGAACAAAGAGAUAGAUGAUUUAAUCCAGGAACAUGAUCGCGUCGUUGAUGUUGUCGAGGAGGAGGAGGGGGGGAGUCAGGUUGAAGAACUCAGAGAUGUCCUCGCAGAACGCGAAAACGAAGCAAGAGAACUCCGCCUCAAUAUCACAGAGCUCGAAGCCAAUACCAACGACCUCCAUGCCAAGUUCGAAGCCACACUCGCACAUCUCGAACAAGAAGCAGAGGAGAAAGAUGCCGAGCUCCGCGCUGCGAACGAGGAGAUCGAGCAACUCGGAAAGCAAGUAUACGCACUCGAGGAAGAUGCAGAUCGCAUGGCCGAGGAUCACGAACGUCAGAGAGAGGAUGACGCAGUCGAGCGCGAAACACUAGAAGCACUCGCGUCUGCGCUCAAAGAUGUACAAAGUCUCAGGACUGAAAUCCAACUCCAAGACCUCCAAGAACUCUACGACCAAUCUCUUCAAGACAUGCACGCACACCGAGCCCGUCAGGAAGAACUAGCGGGGCACAUCGAAGACCUAGUAACCCAAGUGAAAAGCGAACAGGAAGCUCGAGAGAGUCUUGAGCGCGAGUUCGACGAUUCUGAGCUCCGACGCGAACGCCGUGCACUCGAAGACAAAGACUCCGCACUGCGCAACACCCUCGAUGAUCUCUCACGCACGCAGACCCUCCUCUCACAACGCCAAGGCGACCUCGAAGCCGUCCAAAACGCACUUCGGGAUAUGGAACAACGGUCCAAGGAGCUCGGGGAGACCCAUACGACCGCGCGGUUCUCGUUGCAGCUAGAAGUCGACAGGCUAAAACAGGACGAACUAUCUCGUACGAGGAAAGAUGUCGGCGACCGAGAGGGUACGACUCGUGAUCGUGAAGAUCUGAUUCAUAAACUGCGGCUCGAAGUACAACAGCUCACCACACAACUCAACACCCAAACUCAAGCACGUCUCAGUCUCUCAGAGAAGCUUGACAGCGCGCAAAGCAGUCUCAAGACCGCUGAGGCAGAGUCGUUUGGGUAUAGGACGAGAGUGAAUGAGCUGGAGACGCGGUUGUCUAAGGACCAGCGGACGUUAUUGAGUGCUGAGAAUCAGUAUCGUGAUCAGCUUACGGAGCGAAAUACAUUGCUGCUUACGAUAUAUCAAUACAUGGAUAAGAUCCUCGGGGUGGAUAAGACUCCCAAGAAAGGCAAUCAAGCAGAAACGAAGCCCUUCACUAAUUUCAGCGUCUUCCACGACAACCUCAUCACACGGCUCAAAGCUCUAUCCCAGAUCCAACUUGACUUCGAAAAGCGCCUUGCUGAGAUGCGGAGGCAGCUUGAUGUGCGGUGGAAACAGAUUGAUAAGUUUGAGUCGAGCGUAAAGGCGUAUGGUGAGGCAAAGUCUACAUGGAGACGGAAGUUCACUGCAAGGAAGGGGAGAUUGAGGGAAUUAACCUCGCAACUAGUGACAUCCCGACGACCAACCCAAGGCGACUCCCAAGAAACAAAGACGCUCCUUUCCCGCGCAGUAAAUGCUGAGAAACGCCUACUCCUCCUAAGCGAAGAGAAGAUUUCGAACAUAAACCAAAAGACGACUACGGCUGAUCAGAAAUGGGAGGCGAGGGUGAAGGAGUACGAGACAAGGCUGAAAGCGGGGGAGGAGAAGUAUAAAAGGGAGAGGCAAGGGGCGAAGGAGAGGGUGUUGGAGUUGGAAAAUCAGAUGAGGAGUCUAGAACGCCAGAACGAACUCGCUCAAAAACGGAGUGCGCAACUGGACAAUGUGGCAGAGGCAAAUAAAGGUCCCUCGCGGCCACGGUGA